AUGAAUGUGACUGUGAUGAACUCAGAGUCUUGCUAUGCCACGUCAUGUCUGAUGGACGUUACAAUCUGGUACACGAACUGGCCUCCGCACAUCGAAAGUCUUCCCGACAAGAUGGAGUUACACGAAGACACGGACAAUGAAGUUAGACUUCAUUAUCUGCAGGUCUACGACUACAAUUACGACCGCCCCAGCGAUAAACACGCGGAGGAGGACAACGCCACCUGUUGGAUACAAUACGUUCAUGAUCAGUGGGGAGAAAACGAUAUGGAGCUGUUUAGCCUGAGACAGGAGAAUCCGAGCUAUCUCAACAAUUGGGACUCCUACACACUCUGGAAAAAUGAAUGUCGGGUCCCCGGUUCACCAUACUCGCCGCCAUGCGGCUACAAACGUGAGAACUACACAUGCCCGAAACACAGUGGCUGCAUGACCCACAACGUCACCCAGUGGUACAACGUCUCCAUCGUUUGCCGCGACGGCUACGGCGCCACAGACAACAGAAACUUCACGUUUGAGCCCACACCAAAUAUGAGGCCGCAUUAUAUAAAUCUCCCAAAUUACUGUGAGGAAGCGCAGCCCUGUUCCUCUGCAACUAACACCGUAAAUGAAAGUAUUGAAGUCGGUACCCCGAUAUUCGAUGUUUCUCAACUAUGGACAAAUAAUGGAGCUAUCGAUGUAACAUACACUAUGACGGCAAACAAACGAAACGUGUUUCAAAUAAACAGGCAAACUGGGGUUAUAACGACUACUGUCAAACUGCCAGCCUCAUAUCCCUCUACCACUUACACUCUGAACGCAUUCCUGGAUGUGACUGACGCCUCGCACUGCACCGCCUACACAGUCUGCCCGCUGAUACUGCACGUGACCUAUAUUAACACCCCUGUUGAAAUAAAGAAUAUGCCCGCCUCAGCUUCAAUUCACGAAGAUGAAACUAGGACGCUAACUCUUUGGACAAUAGAAACCACGGACGGCAAUGCUGAUGACGAAGUAACCUGUGUCAUAACAAAUCCGGCAGAAAACAAACCGUUCUAUAUCACGGAGACGUUUAAAGGAUCGAAUGUUUACGUUAUAAAAAAUUAUGUGGCUGGAACAUACAUCGAACGUCAGCUCUCCUCAGCAAAGACACUCUACAAUAUUGACAUAAAUUGCACCGAUCGGUUGGGUGAGGGAAACUCGAGCUUCUUGCAAAUCACUGUGAAUCUAAACCAACCACCACAAUUGACGACAUUAAAAGGAACUGUCCACAAAAAUGUGGAUCAGUCUACGAAGUUUAAGGGCUAUACCAUAAUAACAGAGAAAGCGAGCGACACAGAAAACGAUCAACUGAUUUACUCAUGUAGCAACGUCGCAAGCAAAAAUCCUCUUUCAUGUGACAUUGAGGACAACACACUGCAUGUCAAAUUACGCCGUAAUGUCAGUGUUGCGAGCGAGAAUGGAGCGGAGUUUUCGAUUGAGAUAUGCGUAACAGACGGGAAAAACUCAACCAAAGAUUGUGGGACACUAGAAGUUACAUUUACUACCACACACUCACACCCCAAAAUUAGCAACUUGCCAAAGGUCCUUGAGAUCAAUGAGAACGAGGGGCUGGGUGGCGUCAUUUUCACGGCAAUAGCAGAUGAUGACGAUUCAGGAGAAACUCACACGUUUUCAAUGAAAGUGAAUCCCAGUUUAGGGUCUAACUAUUUUAGUCUUGACCCAUACAGUGGAAACGUGAUUCUUACGAGAUAUUUAGACUACGAAGACACCAAUACUUUCUACCUAAUUUUCUCCGUCAAAGACGACUUUCUGUCCAGUCAAGAUUCGUAUACGCUUGUGAUUCAAGUCAGGAACGUAAAUGAGCAGAACAAAUUGACGUCCGAAGUCAAACAGAUCACUUUUAAACAGACAACGAAAAUCGGAAGAAGUUGGCGAACAGGACUAACCUGCACGGACAUAGACAAUAAUGACGAGCAAACCAUUGUCAUUGAUGGCGGAGAACAUGCCGACUUUUUUUGUUACAAUGCAAGCAACAACAAAUUAUAUUUAGCAAAGGUCUGGAAUCUCGACGACGCCUCGCUGAUGUUGCCAGAUAACACCCUGGUCACCAUGAAGUGCACCGACAGCGGGGGACUUGUCUCCCGGUACAAUUUCGUUGUGAAUGUUGUGGCUGUCAACACAAUUAGACCGGCAAUUGACAAGGAACGAUGUGUACAAGAGAUGACCGAAACUGGGAUGCCAGUUAUAAGGCUGAAUUCAAAAACCGACCUAAGUACGUCAUUUUGUUCCGUCCGUUGUCAAGAAAACGGCUCGAGUAGCGGAAACGUUUGCAAGUACAGUAUCCUUGGUAACGGGUUGGGUAGAAAAUACUUCGAGACCCGUAUGCAGAGAUUUAAUGGACGAAAAAGGCGCACCGACACAAAUUCGGCUGGAUUGUUUCUUCGUCAACCGAUUGAUCUUACAUACAACAAAGAUUUUGUAUUACAUUUAAAGUUGUGUCCUGAUAAUAAAAUGUCGGACUCAUAUUCAUAG
This is a messenger RNA of Dreissena polymorpha, 2505 nucleotides long. RefSeq names its product protocadherin-23-like. Gene Ontology annotation, molecular function: calcium ion binding; cadherin binding. Gene Ontology annotation, cellular component: membrane; catenin complex. Lineage: Eukaryota; Metazoa; Mollusca; Bivalvia; Myida; Dreissenidae. The record is from RefSeq and is a predicted model, not a curated record. The transcript has 16 exons. The coding region runs from base 1 to 2505 and encodes 834 amino acids. Gene Ontology annotation, biological process: homophilic cell-cell adhesion.